AUGGGGUUUGCUCCAUUUUCACAAGCCUCCAAUGUCUUGGCUACGGGAAAUGUUCCCACGCCGGCGGCGAACGCCAACGUCCAAGAAGAGCCGAAGGAGGCGAAGCCGAAAGCCAAGAACACCCGCGCUGCAUAUUCUAACGAGGAGUCCGAGCUCGUGGCAAUCUUGUGGGCGGAGGCAACCCACAAUCCUAUUUUGGGGACCUCCCAAAAGUUGCUCCAAUAUUGGGGAGCAAUCGCGGAGAAGUUCAACGCGCUCAAUACGUCGGGAGCGCCGCCGCGAAAGCCCGAUCAUCUCAAGUCCCACUUCGCCCGUGUCCAAAAGGAGACGAAAUUUUUCGAGGGCUUCUACAACACUUGCAAGGACAAUUGGGGGAGUGGUAUGAGCGACGAUCAAAUCUUCCCACAAGCCCAGACGAUGUUCGAGGCGAAUUUCAAGAAGCAAUUCUCCUACAUCAAAGCUUGGAAAGUGCUUCGUGAAUGCCAAAGAUUCACGUCGCAAGCCGAGGAUGUCCACUCCGCAAAAAAGUCGAAGGGCUCCGAUGGCAAGCUCUGCAACGGGCUACUCGAUGCUUGGACUACUCGAAUAAGGGGCAUCGAGUAG
Salvia miltiorrhiza (redroot sage) is the source of this 603-nucleotide messenger RNA. RefSeq lists its product as uncharacterized. The transcript is spliced from 2 exons. NCBI's taxonomy places the organism in Eukaryota, Viridiplantae, Streptophyta, Magnoliopsida, Lamiales, Lamiaceae. The record is from RefSeq and is a predicted model, not a curated record. Bases 1 to 603 code for a protein of 200 amino acids.